UCAGCCACUGUCUCUCUCUCAGCGCCAUGCAGCCUCAGCCUGCUGCAGCUCCAUCCCCCGGGCCGUGACGCGCACAGGGCGAGAGUUAACUCCAAAAUAUUUACUCUGGUACAGAAAAAAACAAGAAGAGAUCAGGAGUGCAUCAUGGAGGCUGUUAAAGCGUUUAACGGAGAGCUGUACUCUUUGAAUGAAUACAAACCUCCAAUCUCCAAGGCAAAGAUGACCCAGAUCACCAAGUCCGCCAUUAAAGCCAUAAAGUUCUACAAACAUGUGGUCCAAAGUGUGGAGAAGUUCAUUCAGAAGUGCAAGCCUGAGUACAAGGUCCCUGGUCUGUACGUCAUCGACUCAAUCGUGCGUCAGUCGCGGCACCAGUUUGGCCAGGAAAAGGAUGUGUUUGCUCCACGCUUCAGCAAGAACAUCAUCAGCACCUUCCAGAACCUCUACAGAUGUCCUUCUGAUGAUAAGAGCAAGAUUGUCCGGGUCCUCAACUUGUGGCAGAAGAACAGCGUGUUCAAAAGUGACAUCAUCCAGCCCUUACUGGACAUGGCAGCGGGACUCCCUCCCCCGAGUGUCACACCCGUCCCUGCCAGCACCGCUGUUCCGGUCAACAAUGUCACUCCGGGCACUCCUGCAACUCCGGCCACUCCAGCCAACAUCAUGCCCAGUUUACCGGACUGGGCCUCUCAGAUCUCCAACUCUGACACCAUGGCAGCGGUAGCACAGAUCCUACAGAGCCCGCAAGGGCAGCAGUUGCAGCAGCUGGUACAGAGUCUGCAAAUGCAGCAGCAAAAGCCUCAGCCGUCUCUCCUGCAGGCGCUGGACGCCGGUCUGGUGGUCCAGCUGCAGGCCCUGACUGCUCAGCUUACAGCAGCCGCUGCAGCCAACACACUCAACCCACUCGAGCAGAGAGUCUCCUCCUUCAAUAAGAAACUCUUGGGACAGUUUGACUUUGGCGCAGAGUCUGAACCCAUCGAGGAUUCUAAAAAGGACACGGCAACACCUCAGUUGCCUAUGGUUUCAGAGUCCAUUAACAACUCGCUCUUUCAUCAGUUGGCUGAGCAACUCCAGCAGCAGAACCUUGAACAGUUUCAGAAACAAAUCUUAGAGCACCAUCAGCAGAAGUCCAUGGCCAUGGAGAGCCAGGAGAGCAUCUUUGGUCCUGAGAACUCGGUGCCUCCAGCCCAGAGCAACAUCCAACCACAACUCCAAGAACAAGAACCCAAACUGGAUGAUUCUAUUGACAACCAACAACAGGACAUGGACCUGGAUGAGGGACAGGACACUGUAGAUGAGGAUAUGUUUGAGGCAGAGGAGAAGAAAACCAGUGGUACUCGUUCCAGAUCACACUCUCGGUCUCGCUCCAGAUCCCCCAAGAGAAGGAGGUCAAGGUCACGAUCAGGGUCUCGGAAACGCAAACACCGGAAACGGUCACGCUCGCGCUCCAGAGACCGAAAGAGAAAAUCUUCUCGUUCGUACUCCAGCGAACGACGAGCACGGGAGAGAGAAAAGGAGCGGCAGAAGAAAGGCCUUCCUCCGAUCCGCUCAAAAUUUCUCAGUGUGUGUAGCACCACGUUGUGGGUGGGCCAGGUGGACAAGAAGGCCACACAGCAAGACCUUACGAAUCUUUUCGAAGAGUUUGGCCAGAUUGAAUCCAUCAAUAUGAUUCCUCCAAGAGGAUGUGCUUAUAUCUGCAUGGUGCAUCGACAGGACGCUUACCGCGCACGGCAGAAAUUGAGCACUGGCUCGUAUAAAAUUGGUUCCAAGGUUAUAAAGAUUGCUUGGGCCCUUAACAAGGGGGUGAAACAGGAAUACAAACAGUUCUGGGAUGUGGAUCUAGGGGUGACCUACAUCCCCUGGGAGAAGGUCAAACUGGACGACCUAGACGGCUUUGCAGAAGGGGGCAUGAUUGACCAGGAAACGGUCAACAGUGAAUGGGAAGCUCAGAAGAACACAGAGGCGCCUAAGGAACCCCAGGUUCAGCCGGUGGCUGCUGAGAGCAGUGCAGCAAGCACCUCACAAAACGAGACCUUCACACAGCCAAUCACCAUGAUGCCCGUGCAGAUCCCGGUGCCACAGACUGUCCCUGCUGUCAGCCUGGUCCCAUCCACUUUUCCGGUCACCAUGACAAUGCCCCCUCCAGGCUUCGGUCCCCCACCUCACUUUCUCAGGGCUGGAUUUAACACUACACAGCCUCCUCCAGGUUUCAUGGCCGCUUCCGGGGUUACCCAAUCUGCCGUCGGAGCCGGUCUCACCUCAGCACAAACAUCUCUGGUACAACCGACUCAAGAUGGCAACAAGGACUCGACGUUUGGAUCGAUGCUCCCUCCGACGAGCACUAUCCCAGCAAGCUUCAUGCCCUCGGGAAUGCCUGGGGCAGUGUUCAAUCACGUGGGAGCGCAAGCACAGCAAAACAGCACUGAGAAGACGAUUGCAUCUGCAGAGAGUGUAGACACACCUAAUGAAAUAACACUACAAGGGAUGCAGACUGCAGUGCGCAGUGGAAUGGGUUUACUGGGUAUGCAUCCUUCUGCAACCCUCUCUCACCCUCUCUCUGGCCAGAGGAUGCCUGGACUGCUGCCGCUUGACCUCCGGCCGAACCUUCUUCAGGGAGCUGGGGCUCGUUUUCCCAUGCUCAUGCAGCAAGGCCUGGCGCAGCAAGCCAGCAGCCUCUUGGACACCUCACUUCAAGCUCGUGCUCGAGCCCCGUUCCCUCAGAUGGAACACUUUAAUCGUGUAGAAAGUCCUUUUGCAAGGGCCCCCAAUCCAGCAGCUCCUGCACCAGACAAUAUGGACAAAGCCAACAACAAUAAUAAUAAUUCAACGACUGCUUCAGACAGCGGAGGCCAACAAGAAGGUGAUCAGGAUUAUCGCUUUCCACCGCAGGAGAAACAGAGCACAGGCCUGCUGAGGACGCCUCCUCCUGAGAUGAGGACGGAACCUACGCCUGUUCGAGCUCCACUGCUGGAGAGACCUUCCAGAGGAAGCAUGCACUUGGAGGGCCGAGAGGGACCCGGGAGACGGGAACCUGUCUCAAGCCCUUUCAGAGCCGAGACACGCUGGGGUGCACCGCGCGGGGACUUGGAUGAGCGAGAUAUGAGGGGAAUGUCAGCAGGACCACCGAAGAGCUUUCAGGAGGAGCGGGGGAAUCCGAAUUUCCAAAACCGUUUUGAGAUGCGAGGAGGAGUAGCAAUGGGUGGUGUAGGACCAGGCUGGAAUCGGGGAGGGGGAGGAGGAGGAGGAGGAGGAGGAGGUCCCUUCAAUGCCAACAUGCACCAGGACUUUGAUGAUAGGCGUCGGCCCUGGGAAAGGCAGAAGGACCGGGAUGACAGGGACUUUCGCAGAGAAAUAAACGACAACCGACACAGGGACCGGGAGCGAGACCGCGAACGGGGUCGAGAUAGGAAUCGGGAGCGAGAGAGAGAGCGAGAAAACGAUAAGGAAAGAGACAGGGAGCGCAGUGGCUGGGCGCCUCUUAAUUCCCAGGCUCAACCUCUCCUCCCCCUUCCCAGACCAUCUCAACCACUGCUGCCUCUACCGACACCUUUGCUAAACCUGCCUCCAUCUCAGCCAGAGUCGCAUCCUAAACCUCUCCUACCGCAUGAACCACAGCUCGCAACAAGGCAAGCUGAACCCCAUCCAGACGCAAAGCUCCCCCUGCAGCCGCAGCUCGAAAAAGACAGCACAGGUGAUCAAGAAAAGGAGGCCUCCUUUAGUGACAGUGUUCACAACCUGGACUCUAAACCUGAACCUGACCCUAAACCUGCCGCCGAGUUGUCUCACCACUCUCCGUCUGCUCCCAUGGCCAAUCCUUCAAAUGAAAUGCAAGGACCCGAACUGUCCCCUUCCCCACUUACGCCUGCAGGUGACGGACAGACCGCACCGAAGGAAGAAGCCGAGACUGGAACUGAGCCAGAGCUAGUGAAAACGGACACUGAGGAAACAUAAUCGUCACUCAGUAGGUAAAAAGAUUUUGUAUAGUUGUCAUCUCUGUACUUAUUUCAAACGGCUUCUGCAGGACCUGCUCAGUUCUGUUGCUCAAAAUAAGAAAAAAAUAUAUCUUUCAUGCCAGUUAUGUACAACAUAGAUGGCUCACAAUUUCACUGGUAGGUGAUUUUAAUGUUUUAUUUUAAUUUCGUUAUUUCUUGUUUAGUUUUUUUUUUUUUUUUUUUUUUAAAUGCAACCCCACUGUUUUAAAGCUAGGUUUUUAAAUCCAUGAAAUUUGCCUGCCAAAAUGUGUAGCCUAAUUGUAAUUUGGGGAGGGUGGGGAUCUGUGACCUUCCUAUGGAAGAGUUUAAAGGACACUGGCUUUUCCCCCCUAAAGGAUCAAAUGCAGAAUGCAUGAGGGGGGAAGAAGGAGAAAGUGAAAAGCAGUCAAGGCCUGUUCUGUGUUUUGUUUUCCAACCAGCGGCUGCAGAGUUUCAAAUGAAUUAAUGCCUUGUGGUGUCCUAAUGCUUGUUGUCUUUUAAGCAAAUUAUACGUGCAGCCUAUACAGUGAGAACAGUAAUGCAGUUCUAGUUGCUUAAAAAAAGAAUACAAAAGAUUAAAAACAUGAUGUACUAUCCCCAUCUUAAAUGUCUGAUUUUUCUUCAUCACACCGCAGCAAAUACUUCGCCUCAGCCAGAAAAGGUCACAGGAGGUGAAUGGAUGUUAAGAGCACUCUGUUUAGUAUGAAAUAAACAUGCUUUGUUGGUUAAAAAUG
Messenger RNA from Clarias gariepinus (North African catfish), 4699 nucleotides. It is a transcript of the gene scaf8, whose product is annotated as SR-related CTD-associated factor 8. Gene Ontology annotation, cellular component: nucleus. The transcript has 20 exons. NCBI's taxonomy places the organism in Eukaryota, Metazoa, Chordata, Actinopteri, Siluriformes, Clariidae. Bases 145 to 3945 code for a protein of 1266 amino acids. Gene Ontology annotation, molecular function: RNA binding. The record is from RefSeq and is a predicted model, not a curated record.